Messenger RNA from Adineta ricciae, 462 nucleotides. The record is from the annotation of a GenBank genome assembly. Lineage: Eukaryota; Metazoa; Rotifera; Eurotatoria; Adinetida; Adinetidae.
AUGACAAUAUUAAAAGGUUUAUGUGAAAGAAAGAAUCCUCGAUUGAUCAUUUUAAUGAAAACAUGGACAACAGCACUGGAUUUAUUAGAUUUUUUAGAUUUACUUAAUCAUUGGAAAUUUUAUUCUGAUCUUCGUUUUGUUUAUACAAUUCUUUCCAUUUGGUCAAUUAGUUGUUUGCAAUUUCUCAUUCAAAUGUCUUCUUUACAAAAAAUUUUAUUUCAAAAAGAUUUUCCUCGUUUAGGAUUAAUAAUGACGGAUUCGUUUUUAGUGAUUCUGACCACCGAUAUUCCUUAUUUAAUUGUACGUCUUUAUGCAAUAUUUGGUAUUCGAAAUCAUGAUUAUACAAGUUAUUUUCUUGUUUUCAAAAAUCUCGUCUCAAUCCUCUUUCAAAUAGCUGAUAUUUCGAAGGCAUUUCAUCGAAAGAAAUCGAAGAAAAAGAUCAGUUUAACAAAUUCUCCUUGA